Molecule: messenger RNA, 2565 nt
Organism: Solanum pennellii
Lineage: Eukaryota; Viridiplantae; Streptophyta; Magnoliopsida; Solanales; Solanaceae
Product: recQ-mediated genome instability protein 1-like
Exons: 9
Coding region: 111-2147 (678 amino acids)
Biological process (GO): double-strand break repair via homologous recombination; resolution of meiotic recombination intermediates
Cellular component (GO): RecQ family helicase-topoisomerase III complex; nuclear body
Molecular function (GO): nucleotide binding
Source: RefSeq, a predicted model, not a curated record
CUAGACUAAGAAAGUCCACUGAUCAGCCCAAAUUGCUUCAAUCCUCCAAUGUAAAUUGAACAAAAAGCCCAAACAAAAGAAUUUGGAGGGAAAUUUUUUCAGGGAAAACAAUGAACAGAAGACGCCACCAAAUCAUCUGUUCCUCCGACGAAGAAGACGGCGACGACGAACCUCAGCAAUUCGCCGGCGGCAAUGAAGAAAAUGAAAAUCCUAACAACAUAGAAAUUGAAAUUCUAGAAUCGUCUACUAACUUCCAAUCAGUAACCCUAAAUUCUCCCAUCCAGAACCCUACACCUAAUCGUGAGCCAAACGUCGACGUUUCUGAAGUUGUACGAGCUGCGGAUUGUGGCAUUGGUCGGGCAUUGGAAGGAUUAGGGCUAAGAUUGCGGAGGGAAUGGUUAGAAUCAUGUGUUGGAGGACUUGAAGGAUCAGUAGUAGGAGAGUUUUCUGGAUUGGAUGAUACGACGAAGGCUAAACUUUGUUUCGAGCAGUUUUUGUACUCGGAUAUGAAUUCUUGUGGUGCAGGAAUGCUUCCAAGGGACGUUCACAAGCUGCAUUUGGUUGAUCUUAAAGGGCCCUUUGUACUUCAGAAAAGAAGUAAAAGGCAAUUGGUGAGAAGAGGCUCAUUUGUGUUCUUGGGUUUGAAAAUCAAAGUUCAUUCGCUUAAUUUCUUUCAUAACAGUUGCUUACUGAAACCAUUUUGGAAAGAUGAGAUUGUGAAUAUCAGUUGUCCUCUUCGAGAUAGGUAUCAGAAUGUAGCUGCUGGAAUAAAGAGGUGUCUGAAAUUGUCCAUGACUGAUGGUAUUCAACGAGUGUUUGGGAUGGAGUACAGGCCUAUAAAAGACCUCAAUGUUCUGGCUCCUUCUGGACUGAAGGUUGCUAUCUGUAAUGUUCAUGUUAGGCAUGGAAUUCUGAUGUUGGUCCCUGAAGUUAUUGAAGUUCUGGGUGGGAUGGUGGAAGAGUUAGAAGAAGCAAGGAAACGGCUAGUUAAUGAAAUAAAUAAGCCACCAAGGGGGAAAAGAACAAGGUCUGGCGUGGUUCCUCCUUUGGCAACUAGAGCUACUGCUGCUGCAUGGCCACGAGAAGGUGUUACUGUUCCAGAGCACUCUGAUACUUCCUCAAGACAAAAUAUGCAUUUUCAGGUUCAUGAACGAGGAACAUCUGGCAUUGCUACUACUGCAACUGAAGAAAUUCAUCCCGUUACAUCUGGGCUACCAUCUUCUACGUCAUUCACCACUCCUGUUUAUAGAAGAGAGGCUCAAUCUAAUUUCCCAUCUACUCCAGCUGUUUCUGUCCCAUUCAAUAGGAACACUGGACCUACCUUUUCAUCUGAUGCAGCUAGUCAUGCAGAGGAUAUCCAUAUGGCUGACAUGACCACCGAAGGCAUUGAUGUUCCAAUUAGAAGGGAACAUAAUGACCCUGUCCUUUCAUCUUCUUCUUCCAUGGAAGUGGAGGAACUUUUGUCAGAUGUUAGAAGUGACCCUGCCACACCUGCCAGUAGCAGGAGCAGAGGAAGCGUUCGUGUCUCUAGUGAUAGUUUCCAUUAUGAAGAUGUAACACCAGAUACAUUGUCUACUGCAGCAAUUGACGUUGAUGAAAUUGAUUUGGUUGAUGAAUUGGACCAUCCAUAUAUACUUUCUGGAGCAAAGGAAAACCCUUUCACUUACUUAGCUAGUCUGUCAGCUAAGCAGGCUGGUAUGCAUGGCAGUGCUUCCACUGCUACAGGAAAAAUUAAGUGCUUUCUUACUGGUGUGAAGGGAUUUCAGUAUAAACAGAGUAGUAAAUACGAGCUUCGGGUUUAUGUUGAUGAUGGCAGCCUAAUCUCUGAGAUCCUUAUAGAUCAUGCUCUUGUGCAGGAAAAAAUAGGCUUUUCUCCUGCAGAGGUAAAUGCUGCUCUUAGUUCUUCAGAUAGCAAACGAGUCAGUGACACGAAGGAGACACUGAAAUGUUUCCAGAAAUUCUUGAUUAAUUUUGAGGGAACAAUGCUUGUUCAUUUGAAUGAAGAAUCUCCAAUUCCAGUUGCUACUGAAAUGAACCAGGGGUGCUCUGCCUCUGAUGCAUGGUUGCUUCUCAAAAGACUUAAACCUUCUACUUCUCCGCGACAACAUCAUCUUCAUCACUCAGAAACCAUCAAUUUAUCCCCUUGAUGUGUCGUUGGUUCAUGGGGAAUUUCAAAACCACGAGAGCAAGGUGAGUUAGAGUGACAUUGCUCAAUUCAGAAAGUUGUUGCAUGAGAUGACGCCCAGAAGCAAUGGCGUUAAUGCAAAAAUAGUUCACCUGUGAUUCAAACAAUGAAAUGACUUCUCAAAUUGCGGAGCCAGGGUGUAUGUGUUAGUUUUAAAAGAGUCCUGUUAGUUAACUAAGAGCUGGUAGUAAAUAAGACUCUUAUCUGAUAGGUUUGUCCUGGUCUUUAGGAAGUUGUUUUAUACGUGGGUUGUUGUCUAGUUUUUAGGAGAAAGCUUUGUAUGCUAAUUCCUAAUUUUUUUAGUCGAAGUCUGUGUUUUAUUUUGCCAUAAAAAAGCAGCAUUGAAAAAUAUCAGUCAAGCAAAUUUCUUUCCACGUUUA